UCGCUGCAGCGAGGAGAGCAGAGGAGAAAUCUGACAUGUUUCUGUAAAUCAGCCACAGAAACAUUCUUAAAGCAGAGAAUUAUUCUUCUGGUUUCUGUGAGCUUGUAAUUUUACAGUGGUUUAUUCGAAAGGAAGGCUUUUGUCGCUUUGAGCAGACAGACUCGGCCCGCCGCGUGUUUUGAAGGAUCAUCGCCUUCGUUGAUCAUCGCCUUCGUUUGACCAGCUCGUCCAGUUAGAGACACAAAAACACCGAAAAGGAGAUCGAACCGAGCGGAGCCGUGCGGGAGCUGUGCGUGCUGCAGCCCGAGGUGUGCUGCUGGACAGGGCAUGCUGAAUAAUGAGCCAAACGGACACGCUGAUUCAUUUGUUUGCUGGAGGAUGCGGUGGUACAGUGGGUGCUAUAUUAACUUGUCCGCUGGAGGUGGUGAAGACCAGAUUGCAGUCUUCGUCCAUCAGGCUCUACAUCUCUGAAGUGCACCUCAGCAGUAUUAACGGAGCCAGUUUAGCCCGUGUGGCUCCACCGGGACCUCUACACUGUCUUAAGUUAAUUCUACAGAGAGAGGGACCUCGCUCACUCUUCAGAGGACUGGGACCCAACAUUGUCGGUGUGGCACCGUCCAGGGCGAUCUACUUUGCUGCUUAUUCAACAGCCAAGGAAAAUCUGAAUGGCGUGCUGGAGCCAGACUCUACGCAGGUGCACAUGGUGUCUGCUGGAAUGGCAGGGUUCACAGCCAUUACAGCUACCAAUCCCAUCUGGCUAAUCAAGACCCGUCUGCAGCUUGAUGCCAGAAACCGUGGUGAGCGACGCAUGAAUACUUUAGAGUGCAUACGGCGGGUGUACCAGAUGGAUGGCUUGCGAGGUUUUUACAGGGGAAUGUCUGCAUCAUACGCUGGGAUCUCUGAGACUGUUAUCCAUUUCGUCAUCUAUGAGCGCAUCAAACAUAAACUACUCGAGAAUAAGACCCACACCAGCAUGGAAGAAGAGGAUGAGUCUGUUAAAGGCACCUCAGAGUUUGUGGGCAUGAUGCUUGCAGCUGCUACCUCCAAGACUUGUGCCACCACCAUUGCCUACCCCCAUGAAGUGAUCCGCACACGACUACGAGAGGAGGGCAGCAAGUAUCGCUCAUUCUUCCACACACUGCUGACUGUACCCAAAGAGGAGGGCUAUCGGGCGUUGUACCGUGGCCUAAUCACACAUCUUUUCAGACAAAUCCCCAAUACCGCCAUCACAAUGUUCACAUAUGAAGUGGUGGUCUACCUGCUAGGCUGUUAGACCGUCAGCCGUUUCUGCUUUCUACUUGGAGAGGGAGAGAGAUGGAUGUAAUUACAGAUGACUGACAAGGAUGCUGUUUUGAAAUGCUGCAAGGAAGACCAAAGGAAAACUGAUGAUCCUGUGGUGGACCAGAAAAGGAUGGAGGCACAGGAAGGAGAAGCCCUGUGUUACUAUAUUAGCCCUUCUGAAAGCGAAAGUGAGCGCUAAAGUUCAGAGAUGACACGUUAAUGUAAAUGGAAGCAGAGAGAGAGAGAAGAAAAAAGGCUGGUCACCUGUUAGAAGGUACCUUUGAAUGAAAGGAUUCAAAGCACACGUCGGUGGCCUUAAACAAAAAGGCUUUUGUUUGUGUUCUCCUUGAGCGUCGAACAGAAAUCUGUUUGUCUGAUAAGAUCAUACUGUAGAUGGGAAAUGCUUGGAGAUAGCUGAAUUUUACAGGAAAAAAAUUAGUGGGUUUUGUGUUUCAGCAAGUCCUACUUGGUACUACUUCAUCAUCUCUCUGCCUGUUGGCACCCUGCACUCAGUACAGAUUUAAUGACUGACAGCUAGAAGAAGAGCAUUUAUAGGUUCCCUCACACUUUUUUUUUUUUGGGUCGUAAUGUAAAAUUCUUAUAUGGGGAUAGAAAAAUGAUAAAUUGUUCAAAUCAGCCUUGAUUUCAGCAGCUUAAUGGAUACUGUAAUCGCCACAGAGUGGCUUUUCACAGUGUGUCCUUGCAGCUGGCACCUGAAGCAUCACAUUUUUAAAAUAUGGAAUAUUGUGCAAAAUUUGUAAAGAUUAUUUUGCACAAAAACAAUAAUAAAGGUUAUUAAAUGUAUAACAUAAAUAAGCAAAAUAUUUGAUCACUUUUCACCUUUUUAAAAAAUUAUAAUUUUUUAGUGGUCUCCUGCAAUUUCAAAGAAAAGUGCCAGUGAUCACAUUUUUUUAGCUUUAGAUAAUUGAUUGAUCAUUGAUCUGUCAUUAAUGAAAUGGGGUAAAGCACAUUUGACCUUUCAAAUUAUUAUAUUUUUGUUAACCUACUGAUUAAUAAAAAAAAAUCAGUAUGUUAUUAAGAUAUCUAAAAUGUUUGUGCAGUACUGUGGAUGCAUUUGAAACAUACAUUAGCAGGGUAUUCAUUCAGCUGCUGGUCAUUGGUCAGUAUGGUGUACCAUCAACCACGAGGCAAGAUUUAAGGGGCAAAACUUCUGACACAGCAAGAAUGACUGAAUAAAGCUGUUUCUUGAGAGUCUACAAAUCUCAUUCUACAGGACACCAGUCCUACAUAGGUUAUUUCCCAAAACAAGGUUGGCGUGCAGUUCCAGCUGGGUGGACUGGCACAGUGUAAAUGAAGUGUCUUGUCUAAGGACAUGGAUGGGUACCGUGACCAGGAAUUACCCGAGGUCCAUAUAUUAAUACUCCAACUACUGUCCCACUGUUAUACUCUCUCUAGUACAAAAUGAAUGACCUCUUACUGGAAAUUUGGAUAAACCCAUCUCCAGUUUAGCUACGCGCUAGUUCUUCCUCACUGCAUGCGGUUUAGGAAUGAUCCCAACCCUCAUCAUGAAAGGGUAUUUUCCAACAGGUUCUCAAUCAUACUCUCAUCAGAAGCAAGUUUUCAGAAUUGUCUUCUUUUUACAGAAAGCUGAACUGUUUGAAUCAGGUUUUCUGAAUUUAGCUAGUUGUAACAAUCAAUGCUUCUAAGGAAUCUCAGAAGAACCUUUUCAGCUAUCCAUUGUUUGUCCUUUAACGUACCACACUGACCAACCAACUUGGUCAUAUAGCACGAAAAUUGCCAGAAUUUAAAAAAAGAAAGAAAGAAAAAAAAAAAGAUCUUUUGGCUUUUCCCUAAGGGUCACUACAGCAGAUCUAAAGUUUAAUGGUGCAUGCCCUGCCUGACACACAACUUCACAUUACAUGGACAACAGGUAGGGGUGGUCUUGAACUAACUACUUGGCCGCCACUCCUACCCAUGAAAAUUGAAAAUUGACACAAUACUUUUUUUUGUGAGCCAAAAGGUGGUCAAAAUUGGGCACUGGAAUGUUGGAAGGAUGAAAUGGCAUGUUUCUGCGCUACUUUAGGCAUUCCCCUCUGAGCUCUGCAGUUCAGCCCUUCUUCCUGAAGGUGGCGCACAAUAUUAAACCCACUUCUCACUGGGAUGAGUUUGUGAUUCUUUGUCAGCAGACGCUAGUGUUCAUAAAGAAUGCUGGGUUCUGCUUGGUGUUUAUUCCUUUCUAACCCAAAAGUUGCUGUUAACGCCUUUCAAAGCUGAAGUUGGACAGCUGUGUCAUCUUUUUGAAGUUGGAUGAACUACAGACUGGCGACUAGUUUUUACUCACAAUGUUGAAGUCUUGCAUGAUUACCUGAGACCACAGAAAGAGUGUGACUAUCCAAACGGUACUAAGUCGCAACUAUUGGAGUGGUGCUGCUUGAACAUAGUGUGAAGAUGUUUCAUUAUCACCCACAACCUGCUAAUCAAGGGUUUGUGUUUUUGUUCCAGUGACUCACUUACGCAGAGGUUUGCAGUGAUGAAAUGUUCACUGCUGGUAGCUUUCAUAAUCCAGCUGAUCCUAAACAUGCACUUUGUGGCCUUUUGGGCUUCUGCUUUGCAUUUUACUGUGUGGACAUUGUAAACUUGUACAUUGUAAAAUGAGAAAAGUAUUACUGUAAUAUCAAAAUAGUAUUUUGUGCAGCAGUGUUUAGCAGAAAUAUUCAAUUUAGCAUAGCUAUAAAGGAUGUUCAAAUGUGUGUGUGUAUAUAUAAUAUGUAUAUAUAUAUAUAUACGUGUGUGUAUAUAUAUAUAUAUAUAUAUCUUCUGUGGUGUUUUUUUUUUUGUUUUGUUUUUUUUUGACAAUGUAUGUUUGUACUGUUUUGUAUUUGUGCAAUUUAAUGUUUAGAAAUGGAGUGGUGAAAUGGAAAUUUGUAUUCACUGUUUUUGUUUUUUGGGGUGUGUGUGUGUUUGUGUUUGUUUUAUUUUAAGUGAUCUUAUGUGUUUGCACGGAAACGCACAAAUACUUCUAUGGCCAGCAUUUGUUUUGUUGCAGUGGGCAUUUGCAUUACAGCAUUCAUAUAAAGUGUUACAUUACAGUUUGCAA
Molecule: messenger RNA, 4339 nt
Organism: Thalassophryne amazonica
Lineage: Eukaryota; Metazoa; Chordata; Actinopteri; Batrachoidiformes; Batrachoididae
Product: solute carrier family 25 member 36-A-like
Exons: 7
Coding region: 338-1273 (311 amino acids)
Biological process (GO): pyrimidine nucleotide import into mitochondrion
Cellular component (GO): mitochondrion
Molecular function (GO): pyrimidine nucleotide transmembrane transporter activity
Source: RefSeq, a predicted model, not a curated record